AUGCCAGUUUCAUCAAAUCAAAGUAACAUGUCUGUAUCGAAUCAAAAUCCGACUAAUAACAACGAAUAUCAAGAUUUAUUACGACAUGUUAUGAAAGUUCCAACUAAUCGCUGCAUCAUCAGGCAGAAUUUCCUGUACAACAUCUGCAGUCGAUUACAAGAUAUCGAUCAGUGUGGAGGCCACAUUUGGGUUCAUGGCAAACGAGGCAGUGGUAAAACUGUUGCAGUAAGCCAAGCAGUUAGAAUAGUAGUAGAGCAAAAGAAAGCUUUUCACCCAAAUGGCGUAUACUGGAUCACAAUCGGAAAUGCUAAAAAUCAGCGGUUAUUUUUAAUUUUGGAAAAGUUAUGCCUCGAACUCGGUCUCCAAGGCAUUGAUCUACCUCAAAAAUUAGACGAUGUUGUUGAUCGCCUAAACCGUUAUUUCCAAGGUAGUUAA
Messenger RNA from Trichoplax adhaerens, 435 nucleotides. RefSeq lists its product as uncharacterized. The transcript has 4 exons. The coding region runs from base 1 to 435 and encodes 144 amino acids. The record is from RefSeq and is a predicted model, not a curated record. Lineage: Eukaryota; Metazoa; Placozoa; Uniplacotomia; Trichoplacea; Trichoplacidae.